Messenger RNA from Chrysoperla carnea, 1023 nucleotides. RefSeq names its product larval cuticle protein LCP-30-like. The coding region runs from base 142 to 1008 and encodes 288 amino acids. The record is from RefSeq and is a predicted model, not a curated record. The transcript is spliced from 4 exons. Gene Ontology annotation, molecular function: structural constituent of chitin-based larval cuticle. Gene Ontology annotation, cellular component: chitin-based extracellular matrix. NCBI's taxonomy places the organism in Eukaryota, Metazoa, Arthropoda, Insecta, Neuroptera, Chrysopidae.
AUAAAGAAAGAAAAAAUUAUGAAUCUGUCUACAUAAUCGACAGUAGAUAAAGUCAAUAUUAUCGCGCAAAAUUGCAUUAUAAUAUAAGGACCCUCCAUGCAACAACAUAUCUAGUUCACAUUGGAUCUUAGAAUUAGAAACAUGAUAAAACUUUCUGCGGUUUUUGUGAUAUUUGCUGUGAUAAGUGUAGUGUACGCUCAAAACUAUGGACGAUAUUACAAGCCUCCGACGCUUCCAACAAGUUACUCCUAUCAAUUGAAACCUGGACAAUACAGGCCAGAUCCAGGUAGAUAUCGACCAGAUAACACAGGACGUUACAGUAAUAACGAUGGAAAAUAUCGUCCGUCCGACGAUGGCAAAUAUCAUCCAGAUGAUUCAGGACGAUAUAAGCAUAUAGAUGUUGGCGGCGGGCAGUAUCAAGGUAGUAAAGAUAUAAUUCCACCAUACAAGGACUCACAAGGAUCCAAUGGUCCCAAUUAUGGUGGCCAAACUACAAAAGCUCCAAAAGUUCCAAUUGUAGUGCAACCAUUGAAUUUCGUGAAAGUUGAUGGUCCAGGCAUUGGGGAUAUUAAUAAUAAAUAUUCAGGCGCUAAUGGACAAUCAACACUUGGGUUACCCAGUGGUUUAGAACAAGGAAGUGCUGCAGGAUUGUAUGAUAAUCGUAAUUAUCGUAUUAUUGUCGACGAGAAAAGACCACAUCGCGACGGAGAUUAUCAUUACAAGUACGAAACGGAAAACAAAAUAUUUGGUGAAGAAAGAGGUAUACCAGUUGGGAAUGGAGAUGAUGCUGAUGUUGCAGCAACAGGAUAUUAUAAAUACACAGGACCUGAUAAUAUUGUAUACAAAGUAAACUAUCAUGCCGGAGAAGAAGGAUUUGUAGCUGAAGCUGUACACAUACCAACACCACCACCAAUUCCUGAUUUAAUUCUACGUUCUUUGAAAUAUCAACGAGAUGCUGGUGAAUUGGACGAUGAAUCCAUUGAUGUAUAUUUAGCUAAUUCAAAUUGACUUGUAUUUUUUAAC